AUGGCGAUUAGCACUCUUUCUAGCCGGCAACAAAGCAACGAUGGUCCCUACGACCAGCUAGUUAAUGAUGGGCAGAUAUGUCCAUCCGCAGGUCAAUUGUCAUUUCUUGAUAAAUUACCCGCUGAGAUCAUUCAAGAUAUCGCGUCUUAUCUCUCGGCCCCAGAUCUCACCUGCCUCGGUGCCACUUGCCGAGCCCUCGCCGAUCAUGCAUUGAAUGACUUCCUAUGGGCUAACCUGGUGAACAAGAGACUACCUACUCCUAUCCAGAACUCAGGCCCCUUCGGAUCCUUCCGUCGUCUUUAUCUUGCAUAUCAUCCCUGCUGGUUCAUUCCCCAGCAUAAGAUUUGGUUCGCGGAUACUGAACACACGGGCAUGCUGAUCAUAGCUCGAUAUGAUAACCACCGGGGUGUAAUUGAAGCACACCAAGUUGUUGCAGAACGUGGUACUGCUGGAUUCCAAACAUGGGCGUCAAACCCAGAAGUUAUUAUUCAGUCUUUUGAACCCAGUGUUUAUCUAGCGUUGGGUGAUCCUGUCUUGUCUCUCAAUGACCCUGAUCCAUCCUCCCGAAAAGCCCCAAUCCAAUCUCUCCACUAUAUGCCAGAGGAACGACGCAUGAUCCUGGCUUCGGAUGCUCGAAAUAUCUACACAUCACUAUCGUUUUGCUCCUCAUUCAGCCCCCGGGGACCUUGUUUCAAACCCAAUGUACUUUGGCCACCACGAACCAUCCCGAGCAGGGCACGCACAGUUCGUGAUUUGAAGGACUCAGCACCGCCAAUAGUAAGGCAUCCGUCGGAAUUAUCAGAAACUUUCUUCCGUGUCAGGAAGUGGGGAAACCCGUGGGCAAACCCAGAGCUUCAAUUGUCGCCGGUACCAAAGAAAGCAAGCCUAACCUACUCAACUCUCGAUCCCGUUCUUUACACACCCACUGCAGAGAAACCGUACCAGGGAAUUUGGGUUGGAGACUAUGAGGCCCACGGGUGUGAAUUUCUGCUUAUGAUCCAGAAAGAGAUAGCGGAGUUAGCACACGAUGACGAAAAAGAGGCGAAGGUAAUCGAUGCCCAGGACGAGGUCGAACAUGACAGCCAGGAGGAUGUUGGGCAGCGAGGUCCAUUACACGCCGUCAAGCUGACAGGUGACUCCAAUGUUCCUCGUGGGCAAUUGUCGUUUAUUGCCGAAGACAUUGGCCCCAGAGGCCUGGUUAGUGUCGCAAUGGAUGAGCCUUUUACUGGCGCCCGAAUUGUGCGUUGCCUCGGCCAUGUAGCUGGACUAGGGUUUCUUGACGACACCUACAUUGAUUCCCAAUUGAUCCUUAUUUCUCCUGACCACAUGGCUCUUUACUGGAAGCAGAUAGGCCAUGUAUCCUACUACCAGCGUGUGGACAUCGAUGCAUUAAUGCAUAGUUGA
Penicillium coprophilum is the source of this 1404-nucleotide messenger RNA. RefSeq lists its product as uncharacterized. Bases 1 to 1404 code for a protein of 467 amino acids. The record is from RefSeq and is a predicted model, not a curated record. Lineage: Eukaryota; Fungi; Ascomycota; Eurotiomycetes; Eurotiales; Aspergillaceae. The transcript has 3 exons. Gene Ontology annotation, molecular function: protein binding.